GACGUCACGGGCCGGAGGUCCCGGGGCUGCUGGGUGCGGGCGGUGGGCUGCGCGUUGUCCGCUGGACUGGGUCCCGGUCACGCCCCGCCAAGCCCCGCCCCUCAGGCCGGGGCGCGACCGCGGAUCCGCAGUUCCCGGGCCAGCCUGGGGCGGCCGGCCAGGAACCACCCGUUAAGGGUCUUACUCUGUUGCCCAGGCUGGAGUGCAGUGGCACCAUCUCAGCUCACUGGAGCGUCUGCCUCCAGGUUCAAGUGAUUCUCCUGCCUCAGCAUCCCAAGUAGCUGGGACUACAGGUGUGCACUACCACUCCUGUCUAAUGUUUGUAUUUUUUGGUAGAGACAGGGUUUCCCUAUGUUGGCCAGUCUGGUCUUGAACUGCUGGCCUCAAGUGAUCUGCCCGCCUCGGCCUCCUAAAGUGCUGGGAUUACAGAAUUAACUCCUAGAAUUCUGACAGGCGGUAGUGCUUUGCAAGCUUUGUGUUAAGAGCUGCUACUGGGGAAUAUGUUGUUGCUGUACCUUCCACUAGGGUGGCAUUGAUCUCAUUAAGACAGAAAUUAUGUGUCUUCUCUUUAGGGAUGGUGAGGUUGGAAAAAGGCUCCUGUAACCCUCCUCCAGGAUGAACCACCUGCCAGAAGACAUGGAGAACGCUCUCACCGGGAGCCAGAGCUCCCAUGCUUCUCUGCGCAAUAUCCAUUCCAUCAACCCCACACAACUCAUGGCCAGGAUUGAGUCCUAUGAAGGAAGGGAAAAGAAAGGCAUAUCUGAUGUCAGGAGGACUUUCUGUUUGUUUGUCACCUUUGACCUCUUAUUCGUAACAUUACUGUGGAUAAUAGAGUUAAAUGUGAAUGGAGGCAUUGAGAACACAUUAGAGAAGGAGGUGAUGCAGUAUGACUACUAUUCUUCAUAUUUUGAUAUAUUUCUUCUGGCAGUUUUUCGAUUUAAAGUGUUAAUACUUGCAUAUGCUGUGUGCAGACUGCGCCAUUGGUGGGCAAUAGCGCUUUUCUCUCAAGGGGCUUUUGGCUAUGUGCUGCCCAUCAUUUCAUUCAUCCUUGCCUGGAUUGAGACGUGGUUCCUGGAUUUCAAAGUGUUACCUCAAGAAGCAGAAGAAGAAAACAGACUCCUGAUAGUUCAGGAUGCUUCAGAGAGGGCAGCACUUAUACCUGGUGGUCUUUCUGAUGGUCAGUUUUAUUCCCCUCCUGAAUCCGAAGCAGGAUCUGAAGAAGCUGAAGAAAAACAGGACAGUGAGAAACCACUUUUAGAACUAUGAGUACUACUUUUGUUAAAUGUGAAAAACCCUCACAGAAAGUCAUCGAGGCAAAAAGAGGCAGGCAGUGGAGUCUCCCUGUCGACAGUAAAGUUGAAAUGGUGACGUCCACUGCUGGCUUUAUUGAACAGCUAAUAAAGAUUUAUUUAUUGUAAUACCUCACAGACGUUGUACCAUAUCCAUGCACAUUUAGUUGCCUGCCUGUGGCUGGUAAGGUAAUGUCAUGAUUCAUCCUCUCUUCAGUGAGACUGAGCCUGAUGUGUUAACAAAUAGGUGAAGAAAGUCUUGUGCUGUAUUCCUAAUCAAAAGACUUAAUAUAUUGAAGUAACACUUUUUUAGUAAGCAAGAUACCUUUUUAUUUCAAUUCACAGAAUGGAAUUUUUUUGUUUCAUGUCUCAGAUUUAUUUUGUAUUUCUUUUUUAACACUCUACAUUUCCCUUGUUUUUUAACUCAUGCACAUGUGCUCUUUGUACAGUUUUAAAAAGUGUAAUAAAAUCUGACAUGUCAAUGUGGCUAGUUUUAUUUUUCUUGUUUUGCAUUAUGUGUAUGGCCUGAAGUGUUGGACUUGCAAAAGGGGAAGAAAGGAAUUGCGAAUACAUGUAAAAUGUCACCAGACAUUUGUAUUAUUUUUAUCAUGAAAUCAUGUUUUUCUCUGAUUGUUCUGAAAUGUUCUAAAUACUCUUAUUUUGAAUGCACAAAAUGACUUAAACCAUUCAUAUCAUGUUUCCUUUGCGUUCAGCCAAUUUCAAUUAAAAUGAACUAAAUUA
Molecule: messenger RNA, 2030 nt
Organism: Homo sapiens (human)
Lineage: Eukaryota; Metazoa; Chordata; Mammalia; Primates; Hominidae
Gene: STARD3NL
Product: STARD3 N-terminal like
Exons: 10
Coding region: 616-1266 (216 amino acids)
Cellular component (GO): late endosome membrane
Source: RefSeq, marked reviewed